Molecule: messenger RNA, 1137 nt
Organism: Vigna umbellata (rice bean)
Lineage: Eukaryota; Viridiplantae; Streptophyta; Magnoliopsida; Fabales; Fabaceae
Product: chaperone protein dnaJ 49-like
Source: RefSeq, a predicted model, not a curated record
AUAUCUAAAAAGAGAUAAAACAAAUCUAACAUCUACACUUGUGCGCAUGGCUAGCUAGUGAUAACAAGACCGUGUUUGGUUUGUCUUCGGAAGAAGCAGUCAAUAUUUAAUAAGCCAUUAAUGCUCGCUCUUCCUGCUGUUGCUGUUACUCCUAGCAGUUCAAUCCCAUCCUCACAAAAAUAAAAAUAAAAUAAAACAAAAAAUUAAGAUAAAAAAUGAACACAAACAGAGCCGAAGCCGAACGCUUGCUCGCCAUCGGUGAGAAGCUGCUCGAGAGCCGUGACCUGAGCGGCUCCCGCGACUUCGCCAUUCUCGCGCAGGAAGCCGAGCCGCUCCUCGAAGGCUCCGACCAGAUCCUCGCCAUCGUCGACGUCCUCGUCGCCGCCGAGAAGCCGAUCCACAACAGCCAACUCGAUUGGUACGCCAUUCUCCAAGUGGAUCGCACGUGCCAGAACCUCGAUCUCAUCAGAAAACAGUACCGCAGACUCGGUCUUCUCCUUCACCCUGACAAGAACCCUUUCUCCCUCGCCGACCACGCUUUCAAGCUUGUCACCGAUGCAUGGGCCGUUUUAUCCGACCCGGUUCAGAAAGCCUUGUACGACGGAGAGGUCGCCGGUUCGGUCGAAACGGCGAGUUUCUGGACCGCAUGUCCGUACUGUUACUUUCUCUUCGAGUACCCUGCGGAUUGCGAGGGGUGUUGCCUGAGGUGCCAGAAUUGCGAGAGGUCGUUCCACGGGCUUUCGAUUCCGUCGCUCCCUCCGCUCGUGCCGGGCCAGGAGGCCUAUUAUUGUAACUGGGGGUGCUUGCCCAUGGGCUUUGUGUUUGGAACUUUGGGCUCCAAUGGGCCUGGGUCUGUGCCUGAGAAUGGCCCGAAUGCUGUUUCGAAUGGGGCUGCUUCGGAGUUGGGUUCUCUUUCUGCGCGGAAGCAGGGAAGGCCUCAAAAGGGGGUGUGAGUUUUUUUGGCUUGUGUUUCGCUUAGAGCAAUUGAAAAGCAGAAACCCAUGGAGGUAGCGUUUUCUUUAGUUGUUUAACCUAAAUUAGUUUUUGUUCGUUAUAAUUUUUUUUCUGGUGGUUCAUGUUAUUAAUGUAGCUCUCUGAUGUCUAUAUCUCAAUCUCAAAGUAGAUUAAUGUUGCUCC